GACCCCUGAUUCUUAAUGCUUCAUUUCUCGAGCUCUUCAACCAUAUCCCAUAUAUAUAACACCCCAGUUUCACUCAUCUUUUCCUCGAAGUUUCUGGUGCUUUUGCUUCAUUUGAAUCGCCAGAAAAGAAACUCAGAAGAAAGGUAAAGAGGAAAGAUAUGGCAUGCUUUGUGCCUUUCAACAACAGGAACUUGGAUAUAAGUAUCUUUGUGUUUAGGCCAACAGUAGUACACGUUGAGGAGCUUCUUGUUGGGCUAAAGCAAUUCUCUCUGUGCACUGAGACUCUUGGUUGUGUACAGAGUUCUAUCUUGCAGAGCAUCCAUGGAAAUAUGAUCAUAUGGUUUGGAGCAUGGCUGAAGAGAUCUUCUGAAAAUAAGGAAUCACUGACUGCAAGCCUUCUCUCAAUGCUCUCCAACCUAGCAACAAAGGCGAUCUUAGUCGAUCAUACCUUCUUCGAUGCCUACGCAGGAGAAUCAAGAGAGGGAUCUUGUGCGGCAAAAUUCUGCACCGGAGACACAGUCUCAAUGAGUGUAGCAUCCUUCAAUGGUGCCGGUGAUGUUAUAGCCGAUGUCUCUUAUGCAUGCUUGGCUCUCUUCAAGUCUGGUUUCCACAAGAUGGAAGGUGUGAGAUCUGGGGUUUGUAUGAAGUGCCAAACCAAGCCGAGCAUUGCUUCUUUCUAUGUAUGGAAGUCUCUUCAAUAUUGCUACUCGUGGAUUCUAAGCUCGGACCAAAGAAAAAUACUGCUCCCUUAUUUCGAAAGCUACUCUAUUGAUGUUAAGUAUGACAUUUUUCGAGUGGUUUAUGUGAGUGGUGAUAGUGAACCUGAGUUUCCGUUCUUCUAUCCUCAUCAAAUAUUGGAGAAAACAGCCGGAGGAGAAAGCAAAGAUGAAGGUAAGGUUAUGCACAGUGCUCCCAUCAUCUGAUCAAGCUAGUACUGUAGUAAAUUUUCCACGCACGUACUUAUUAUUCUGUAGUAAAAUCUGCAUUAUGUAUAUUUAUAAAUUUUGAUUAGAACCGUUAUUAUAUACUAUAGCAUACCAGAAAUUUAGACCUAGUGCAUGUCCAGAAAUUU
Messenger RNA from Fragaria vesca subsp. vesca, 1072 nucleotides. RefSeq lists its product as uncharacterized. NCBI's taxonomy places the organism in Eukaryota, Viridiplantae, Streptophyta, Magnoliopsida, Rosales, Rosaceae. Bases 159 to 923 code for a protein of 254 amino acids. The record is from RefSeq and is a predicted model, not a curated record. The transcript has 3 exons.